UGAAAGACGGAGCAGGCCAGGCUCAGGCAGAUGACGGGGAGCUGGCCACUGGCUCUGAGGGCCAAAGUGAGGCAGACUGGGGUUAGGGAUAAGGACUCUGUGUGUGUGUGCGGGGUGUAUGUGUGUGUGAGUGAGAGAGUGUGUCUGGCAGGUGGGGGCUUCCGCCUGCUGAAUGAACCCGGUCAGUGUCGGGGAGUAUCAUGGGCUCCGGGUGGGGUCGGCCCUCCUCAGCAUCGUGGCCGGCUGCAUCAUCAUCGGUGUGUCACGGGAAUGUGAUGCUGAUGCUGUCGGAGGAAUCUUCUUAGGAGCUGGAGGCCUCGGCCUGGUCAUAUCAGUCUACCCCUUUGUAAAAGCGUGGCUGAACGUCAAUCACAUUCUUCCAUCUUUUGGAGGUUUCAGGGUGCACCCCACAGCGGCUAAUCCUGCUGUGGAUCCACCAGCGGAGGCUCUACGGCGAGAGGGUACCCAGAGUCAGAUCCAACUGGAGCGUUCUAAAAGUCGUAUGGGAACCUUUACAGAAGGCGGCCCAGUCAGUGAUCCCAGCCCUGAUGAAGGGACUUCUUCAGACAUGCCUGAUGUCUUGUCAAGACGGAAACUGAAGCAGUCGCCAUCUGAUCAAGACCCGCCAUGACGUCAUCAUGUGACCCCGCUGACCAGCAGAGCCAUCAGGGACGUUUCUCUGUUCAACUGUCCCUUGAUGGGAAUUGUGGUUCAGAUCAGACCAUCGUAUUUACAUUAUCA
This is a messenger RNA of Menidia menidia (Atlantic silverside), 741 nucleotides long. The record is from the annotation of a GenBank genome assembly. Lineage: Eukaryota; Metazoa; Chordata; Actinopteri; Atheriniformes; Atherinopsidae.